Messenger RNA from Cutaneotrichosporon oleaginosum, 1228 nucleotides. RefSeq lists its product as uncharacterized. Gene Ontology annotation, molecular function: NADP binding; NAD binding; 3-hydroxyisobutyrate dehydrogenase activity. NCBI's taxonomy places the organism in Eukaryota, Fungi, Basidiomycota, Tremellomycetes, Trichosporonales, Trichosporonaceae. The record is from RefSeq and is a predicted model, not a curated record. Gene Ontology annotation, cellular component: mitochondrion. Gene Ontology annotation, biological process: L-valine catabolic process.
CCUCCUCGUCUGGACUUUCUCAUCCUUACAUCCCACAAUGCUCCCCACCACCGCGCUCCUCUCCCGCGCCAACACGCUCGGCUGGAUCGGCCUCGGCGCCAUGGGCGGCCCCAUGGCCACCAACCUUUACACGAAGGCGUGGGCGCUCGCCGGCACGCGCAAGUGCGAGGAGAUGCCGGAGAUGGUCAUCUGCGAGCCGAACGAUGCGAACGCGGCGGCCUUUGUCAACAACGUUAAAGAGCAGAGCGGAGAGGCGGCUGCGCAGCGUGUUCGCCGUGUGUCCAAGCCCAGCGAAGUUGCAAAGGAGGCCGCCCGCGUCUUCACCAUGCUGCCCUCCACGCCCCAGGUCGAGGCCGUGUACCUCGGCGAGAGCGGUUUGCUCAAGGGCCUCGGGGACGCCCAGAGCUCCGGCUCGCUCAGCGACCACAUCAAGGCCAACCCGUGGCUGCUGGGCGCAUCUGCCGAGCCUGCGGGCACGACUACGGCGUCCACCCUGCUCGUGGACCACACUACGCUCGACCCCACCGCCGCGAAGCGCAUCGCGGACGACGUGCACGCCCAGACGAACAACAGCGUGCACAUGAUUGACGGGCCGGUGUCUGGUGGUGUCGCCGGCGCCAAGGCCGGCACCCUCACCAUCAUGUUCGGCUCGGCGAACGAGACCGCGUCCGACCUCGCGCGCGGCCUUCUGCAGUUCAUGUCUCGGGAGGGCGGCGUCGUCCCAUGUGGUGGCAGUGGCGCCGGCGUCGGCGUCAAGGUCUGCAACAACCUCGUGCUGGCCAUCAACCAGAUCGGGCUGGCCGAGGGCCUCGCGCUCGGCCACGCGCUCAAGAUCGACCCGCUGCUGCUGCACGACAUCUUCAACACGUCGUCCGCGCAGAGCUGGAGCUCCAAGGUCAACUCGCCGCUGCCCGAGGUCGCGGGCUCGCCGGGCUCGCGCGGCUACAACGGCGGCUUCCUCAGCAAGCUGAUGCUCAAGGACGUCGGGCUUGCGCUGAGCGCCGCGCACGCACACUCGCUGCCGACGCCCCUGACGUGGGCUGCGUCCAGCGUGUACGAGGCUGUCGGGAAGGAGGGCGACGGCGCCAUGGCUAACCAGGACUUCUCGGUGGUCUACAAGUGGCUCUUGGACAAGCAGGCGCAGGGCGUCGAGGUUGGGUGGAAGAACGGCGGCCCCGGCGACAAGAAGUAGGCGCAAGAUAUAGAUGUCACUGUGGAUGAUCAGGAC